Molecule: messenger RNA, 2265 nt
Organism: Lolium rigidum
Lineage: Eukaryota; Viridiplantae; Streptophyta; Magnoliopsida; Poales; Poaceae
Product: SNF2 domain-containing protein ENL1-like
Exons: 18
Coding region: 52-1950 (632 amino acids)
Molecular function (GO): DNA translocase activity; ATP binding; ATP-dependent chromatin remodeler activity
Source: RefSeq, a predicted model, not a curated record
UGGCUCUGGUCUCUCCACUGCAGGGGAACCGGUGGGAUCCUCGGUGACGACAUGGGACUAGGCAAAACCAUGCAGGUUUCUGCCUUCCUUGCAGGGUUGUUCCACUCUGGUCUAAUAAGGAGGGUGCUAGUCGUUACCCCGAAUAUGAUUCUCACCCAUUGGAUCAAGGAACUAUCAGUCGUCGGCCUCAGGCACAAGAUCAGCACCUACUAUGGCCCCAAAAAAGAUGUUCGUCACUAUGAGCUGCAACAUGUCUUCAAGGAGGGAGGCAUCUUGUUAACAACAUAUGAUAUGGUCCGAAUAAACUACAAACAGAUAAGGGGUGAUUUCUAUGACGAGGAGGAGGAGGGGAAAAUGUGGAAUUAUGUUAUUCUUGAUGAGGCACAUUUGAUCAAGAACCCGAAAGCACAAAGAUCCCAAUGCUUAUUGGAAAUACCUUGUGUCCAUCGGAUCGCCAUCAGCGGAACACCUAUACAGAAUAACUUGAAGGAAAUGUGGUCGAUUUUCUCUUUUUGUUGCCCGGAAGUCUUGCCUGAUAAGGAUGAAAAAAAGUAUGAAGUACCUAUCUAUGAAGGAAAUGACAAGAGCGCUAGAAGUCUAGCGAAGGACAUAAGCUCAGACGUAGCAAAGGAAUUAAGAGAACGAAUAAAGCCAUACUUCUUGCGUCGUAGGAAAAGUGAAGUAUCCCUUGAGACUGGUUUGACAGAUGAUAAACAGCUUCCGAAGAAGAAUGAGCUGGUUAUCUGGCUGAAAUUAACUGAUCGUCAGAGGCAGCUAUAUAAAGCUUUUCUGAAAUGUGAACUUGUUCAUUUAGCAGCAUCGCGAGGAAAUCCCUUGGCUGCAAUCACGGUAUUGAAGAAAAUAUGUGAUCACCCACAGUUAGUGACUAAGAGAGAUGAGGAAAUGGAUAUGGCUGAAAACAACGAUCAGGAAAUGGAGAUGGCUGAAAAAAUGGCCAUGAACCUCGGAGAUAUGCCUCGUGAUGAUGAGGCAGUGGAAGUCGGCCCGGAAGUCUCAUGCAAGUUAUCUUUUAUCUUGGCGUUAUUGCGGAAUCUUCUUGAAGAAGGACACCAUGUUCUGAUAUUUUCUCAGACUCAUCAAAUGUUAAACCUGAUUCAGGAAGCUAUAUUAUUAGAGGGCUACAGCUUUUCGCGCAUGGAUGGCAACACUCAGAUUUCUGAGAGGGAAAGGAUUGUGAAGGAUUUCCAAGAGGGCCUUGGAGCUCAGAUAUUUUUGCUGACCACAAAAGUCGGUGGUAUUGGACUUACACUCACCAAGGCAGCUCGUGUCAUAGUAGUUGAUCCUGACUGGAAUCCAAGUACGGACAGUCAGAGCAUUGAUCGGGUUUAUCGAAUUGGACAGACACAAGAAGUGAUUGUAUACCGCUUGAUCACAUCCGCAACCGUGGAAGAAAAGAUAUAUAAAACGCAGGUCCUCAAGGAUGCUUUAUUUAGGGCAGCCACGGAGAAGAACAAACAGCCACAUUACUUCAGCCAGAGUGAGAUUCAAGAUCCUUUUAGUCUGCCGGAACAAGGUUUUGAUGUAUCCCUUACGCAGAAACAAUUGCAACAAGAGCAUGGGUAUCCUCUUGACAUAGAUGCGCCGUUGAGGGAGCACAUAGAGUUUCUGGAGCAACAACCAGGGACAGCAGGUGUAGGUUAUCACAGCCUCCUAUUUUCAAAAACAGAAGUCCUGCCGAUGUUUACCGAGAAUAAUGCACUCGGCAGGGGUGCCCAUGCUAAGCCAAAGGACGAGUGCUUCACUGCUACAACAUGCACGAAUUCGGAGAACCCCGAAGAGAUGAACCGUCUUACUGAAACAUUCGCGAGCACGACACUGGAGCCGAGGCUGCCCGACUGUGAAGAUAAGAAAGUAAAUGCUUUGGAUAAUGGAAAGCUGACGGUGGGUGCUGACUCAUCGUCUUCGUCGUCCAAGGAAAUGAUCUGCUGACUGGGUCGUUGCUAUGUGCAUCCUGUUAGAGUUAAUCUUGUCAAAAGAUCUGUUUUGUGUACUAGGAGAGUCUGAACGUGCAUGUGUGCACAUCGCAUGUCCAGUAGUUUGGUUAAUCAGUAGGUGUAUUAGGUGUAAGCCAAGUACAUGCGCAUGUGGAGGGCUGUGAGAAGCAGCCGGAUUGCAGCAUGGAGAGUCUGCAUGCAUAGUUAGUUAGUGAGUUAGCUAAAAGCUUGGUCAAGUUAGUGGCCGGGCCACAAGGAUAUGGAGUGAUUCUAGGAGCUGAGCGAGGAGCUAGUGGUUAGUGGAGUUUAU